CAGAUUCUGGUUUAAGUCUCCUCCACCCCUCACCGUCCAGCCCAGCUCAUCCCUCUACCUACAUCUUGAGGCCACUAUGUCCGAUGGAGCUGAAGAGACAUUCAAUGCUGUGGAGCUGGAUGGGGGGCAAGCCAAGUCCUCUAAUGUGGAUAUGAAGGCCCAACAUACGGUUGAAGCCAGUAAGCCUCUACCACAGGCAGAGGAGAGGACUGCACCCUCCAUACCCUCUGCGCCUGACGUGCCCAAAUCACAAGAGAAAGCCAACCGAUGGGUAAACGCUGUGGACCAGUUCAAAGUGAAGAGGUUUUUCGUUUUAAGGCCUGGUACUUUAGAUCAUGCCAUUGAUGACAUCAAAGCCCUGGUCAACCAAGAGGAAGAUGGGCCCAUCAACAACAUUUGGCUCAUGGCUGAGGUGGACCACUGGAACAACGAGAAGGAGCGGCUGGUGGUCCUGACCGAGAACACACUCCUCAUCUGCAAGUACGACUUCGUCAUGUUCAACUGCGAGCAAGUCCAGAGAGUCCCGCUCCACUACGUCGACCGCAUCAUCCAUGGGUCCUUCUGCUUCCCGCAGCAUUCCCUCCUCAAGAGAGAGGGUGAGGGUAUGCGUAUAUUCUGGGACCGUCUGAGGGAGCCUGCGUUCUCGUCGCGUUGGAACCCCUUCACCAUGGAUUACCCAUACUGCACCUUCACCUACCACCCCGUCAGGAGCAUCAGCGACAGGUUUUCCACACUCUGUGAUCUGGAGACGUUCAGGGAGCAGCUGGCAGCCACAGCGGAGCGUGCUCUGGAGCGGAAGCCGUUGGCGGGGAGGGCCAAUGGCGUGCUGACGCUGAACCAGCCCAUCCUCAUCGAGGCCUACGUGGGCCUCAUGUCCUUCAUCAGCAACCAGAACAAGCUGGGCUACUGUCUGGCCCGCGGCAACAUCGGCUUCUGAGCCACGCCGCCGCUCUACGCUGCUCCACGGGAGGAUCACUCUCUCGUCCAGUUCCUCUCGGCUUCGCCACACUCCUGGGUCAGCUGCUCGGGCUCUUCAGGGAGUGGUCAUGUGUGUUUUUGUUCCCCUAGUAUGUUGAUUAAGUAUAAAUAUAAUAAUUUUAGAAAGUGCUGUUGUUUGAGUGCAGAGUGGGUUUGUAAUUCUUUGUUUGUUUUUGUUUGCUUGUUUGUUUUCUUGUUUCAACAAAGACAGACUAGUAAUAUACUAAUCAGCAGUUCUGUUUUGAAUUUGCUAAAUUAUUUUUGGAAACAGCAGCAGUUUUGAUUCAAUGAAUGUAACCAACCACAGCCAUCAGCAUUGUUUACAUCCUACUGUGGUUUCUUAUAACGUGUGUAAAUCUAUCUUGCAAGAGAAUUCUAAGAAUUCC
Alosa alosa (allis shad) is the source of this 1364-nucleotide messenger RNA. It is a transcript of the gene tprg1, whose product is annotated as tumor protein p63 regulated 1. The transcript has 6 exons. NCBI's taxonomy places the organism in Eukaryota, Metazoa, Chordata, Actinopteri, Clupeiformes, Clupeidae. Bases 77 to 937 code for a protein of 286 amino acids. Gene Ontology annotation, cellular component: cytoplasm. The record is from RefSeq and is a predicted model, not a curated record.